GCGUGGCGGCAUAUUAUUGGUUAGCACAGCGUGGAGACAUGGCGGCCCGUUUCUCCUUCUCUUUCCUUGGCAAGCUCCAAACCGCGGCAUGGCCAAGUAAUAAGAGUAGUUCUUGCUCAGAGAAGGCAUGGCGAAGUACACAAAACGGCUCGUCGUUUUUCUAUUUCUAUGCUUGACAAAUUCUCUUCAUUUGUUGACUCUUUCUUGUUCUACUUCGCUUCAGGGUUCUAAAGACUAUGCUGCUUCAAGAGCUUUGCAGCAUGAGCAAGGGAAUGCCCAUGAAGUGCAUUGUUCAAGAGAAAGGAGUAGGGCAGCGUGGAAAAUAAUUGAGGAGUAUUUGAUGCCAUUUGUUGAGAAGGAACAUUAUCAGGUUUCUACCGGGUGUAGGCUUCACCCUGAUAAUGACCUGUACAGGGAUCAAGAGCAGCAUAAGAUCCAUGAAGAUGGAAAUGAAUGGCGAUGUGGGUAUUGUAGAAAGUCUUUCUACGAAGAGAGAUAUCUUAAUAAGCAUUUUGAUAAUAGACACUAUAAUCUGCUGAAUGUGAGUCAUAGUCGGUGCUUAGCAGACGUAUGUGGUGCAUUACAUUGUGACUUUGUAAUGGAUUCUGCAACACGCAAGACUAAGUGCAAUCCUGCAGCUGCUGCAAGGAAUAAACAUCUGUGUGAGAGUCUAGCUAAUAGUUGUUUUCCAGUCAAUGAAGGUCCUUCAGCUCAUCGUCUUAAUGAGCUCUUCUUGCAUCAAUUUUGUGAUGCACACACUUGCACUGGGCGUCAGAAACCUUUUCCUAAGGGGGGCAAGAAGCGAACGAGUAUACUGUACAUCAUAAUAUCUGUCAUGAUUUUGAUGCUGCUGUCAUUUUUCUAUAUUUUCAUGUACUUGUACAGGAGGGGAAUAAAAAGGGGCAGCCAAGUACUGAAGCGGAUACCAAAAAAUAAACACAUGAAGAAGUCUUCAUAAAUGAUGAUCUUUUACAGAUCAUUUUGGUCAUGAUGUUUGAUUCAAUUAAAGCUUUUACAGGAAAAAAAAAAUACAUUUGUUUAUUUGGAUACAAGUGAUAUCAUCUUUCUUUUAGUAUACUUUUCUGUACCCUGAGUUUUGGGGUAGAGAAGAACCAGAUACGGAAACGACACAGUGGAAAGAGUAGACUAGGCUUCGAUGUGAUAAAGGAUGAUAUUUCAAGCUUCAUUUUAGAAGGCAAGUGAAAAUAGAAUUAUUUUCUGAAUAUGAAACUCGGAUAAUACACCAAUUACCGGUA
This is a messenger RNA of Ricinus communis (castor bean), 1256 nucleotides long. RefSeq lists its product as uncharacterized. The record is from RefSeq and is a predicted model, not a curated record. Lineage: Eukaryota; Viridiplantae; Streptophyta; Magnoliopsida; Malpighiales; Euphorbiaceae. The transcript has 9 exons. The coding region runs from base 128 to 958 and encodes 276 amino acids.